This is a messenger RNA of Thlaspi arvense, 515 nucleotides long. NCBI's taxonomy places the organism in Eukaryota, Viridiplantae, Streptophyta, Magnoliopsida, Brassicales, Brassicaceae. The record is from the annotation of a GenBank genome assembly.
CUAAGAUUAAAUCUGGGCCGUCGGAUCAUUUUGCAAUCAUGCCGAUCAGAAACAUCGCCGCUGGCCGUCCGGAGGAGGCGAGCCGUCCCAACGACUUAAAGGCGGCGUUGGCUGAGUUUAUAUCAACCAUGAUCUUCGUCUUCGCCGGCUCAGGUUCAGGAAUUACUUUCAACAAGCUCACUGAAAACGGAGCCACCACUCCUUCCGGCCUCGUAGCCGCCGCACUGGCUCACGCCUUUGGACUCUUUGUCGCCGUCUCAGUCAGCGCCAACAUCUCCGGCGGACACGUUAACCCCGCCGUCACUUUCGGCGCUUUCGUCGGUGGUAACAUCACUCUCCUCCGUGGUAUCCUCUACUGGAUUGCUCAGCUACUCGGCUCUGUCGUCGCUUGUUUCCUCCUUAAAUUCUCCACCGGCGGUUUGGCGGUGCCGGCUUUUGGCCUCUCCGCCGGAAUAGGAGUGUUGAAUGCUUUUGUUUUCGAGAUCGUGAUGACAUUCGGGCUGAUUUUAAAUUAU